AUGACACUCCUCCAAUUUUUACGACAAGCCCGCCAAGUUCACCUCCAGUUCCUCUCGGGUGCCCUCCCCGAGCCUCCAAUCUAUGUAAUCGGCAAUCCCUCUGCCGAUCUUGACUCCAUCGUCUCGGCGAUCAUCUACUCCUACUGUGCGAACAACCGGCUCCCAAUCAAAAGCCCGCGACCCCACAUCCCACUCUUAAACUUGCCCAAUUUUCCCGCAGGGACAGAGUUGUAUCGGCUAAGACCGGAAUUCUCGGCUGCGCUAUGGUCAUCAACAAACUUCCCCGCCCUGAAAAGUGAAGAGCAAUUCGAGAACACCCUACAGUCUGCAGGUAGUUUCCUACGCCAGCAUGUUAUGACCGUCGCAGACUUCGCGCAGUCUCUCCAAGACCAGCAUGUGUGGAAACAGAUACUCGCCGAUGCAACGCUGGUAGACUGGAACGCAUUCUCGCGCUGCUCGGCCGAUAAGGGUUCGGGAUCCCUGACCGGGUUGCCGGGUGUCUCCUUCCGGACUGUUGGGUGUAUCGACCACCACGUCGACGAGAAUUUCAUGCCCAGCGUGGACGAAAUACCAGAAGGUCAGCCGAUGAUUAUUCAGCCGGGACCCGGGUCAUGUGCAUCACUCAUCACGCGAGAGUUGCAACAGCGAAAACUAUGGGACACAACCCCGGAGAUGCUGCAGGUUGCGAAGCUUGCUCUUUCCGCAGUGCUGAUUGAUACCUCAAACCUCACUGCGGAAGGCAAAGUGACUGAUGUAGAUCGUAUGGCUGUUGAACUCCUGCAAUAUCAAAUUGAGGGAGAAUCACAAGCUGCGGCGAAUGCCAAAGGCGAUUGGGAGAUAGAGGCGUUCUACAAGAGCAUCCUACAUGCUAAGCAAAACAGCCUUGAUCUUCUUUCUUUGGAUGAAAUUUUGGACCGAGAUUACAAAGACUGGACUGAGACGUCACAGUCCUCGGGCAAGACCGUGAAAACGGGCUUCUGCUCUGUCGUCAAGCCCAUGCGAUGGAUUGUACAGAAGGCGGGUGGCCCGGAGAAGUUCCUUGAUGAUGUUCGCUUGUUUGCGGCUUCUGCCGAGAAAGAGUUAGAUGUUCUUGUUAUCAUGACAGCGUUCACUGGCACUAACGACAAGUUUUGUCGCGAACUAUUCGUCAGAGUGACGGGUGACAAUGAAUCAGCCGCCAAGGGCGUCAAGAGGUUUGUUGCGCAAUCUUCUCACCAUCUUGGGCUUAUAGAAUGGUCUCCGCUCGAUUGGGAGGAGAUUCCUGAGCUGACUGGAGAUUGCCUUUCUACAUUAAACGAGGAAUUCCCCCUCUGGAGGAGACUUUGGGUACAAACCAACGCGGCCGGGAGUAGGAAGCAGGUUGCGCCGUUGUUGCGGGGAGCGAUAGCUAAAUUAUAA
This is a messenger RNA of Penicillium digitatum Pd1, 1398 nucleotides long. Its product is annotated as putative exopolyphosphatase. Gene Ontology annotation, cellular component: cytoplasm. Gene Ontology annotation, molecular function: exopolyphosphatase activity. NCBI's taxonomy places the organism in Eukaryota, Fungi, Ascomycota, Eurotiomycetes, Eurotiales, Aspergillaceae. The record is from RefSeq and is a predicted model, not a curated record.